GUGGGGAUGAAAUGAUGCCAGGUACGUGGUUUCUAUGCAAACAUGUGGCGGAUGUCGAAUUCAUCCGCACUUACCGAAAAUCCCUGCGUCGAAGGGAAGUUCGGAAGACUGCGCUAAGGGGUAAAAUACUCGGUAACACUUCCAACGGCCCGACUCACUGCAACCAUCCCGGCGGAGCGAUCCUUGUUGGUGGGCUCUCUUAGGCGUCAGUUGAAUGCCUCGACGACCGAACGAACCCCCUCUGCGCCGAGAAUGCUCUCUCUCACCGACAAGAUACUGUACCGAGGAUACCGCUAAUCCGAUGUAGCGAUGCUUACCCCUGUUCCGCAGUGCGGAGCCACGGUAUAUUUCAUUCUCAUCGUGUUGUUCAAUAUUCUCAGCCGUCUCAACCGUACAAUUCAGGGCCUUGACCUCAUGGCCGAACCAGGAUUGCAAACCCGAGAAAGAACUUCAACGCACAUGGCGAUUUCUUUUGAAUCGCUGCCGGCGUUUAGCCAUGUGUUGGAACUCCGGGAGUUUUGGGAGUCUAGGCUUCUGGAAGUUAGGUUAGGGACUUCAACAAACGUAUGUAUCCCAACGCGUGUAGCGAGCUCAACCUCUGGGAGAUCAGGACUUAGUGAACCAGGCUUCAAUAUCAAUAGAUUGUACCUCCCGAGCCCACUUGCAAAGGCACAGGGGACAAGAUACAUAAGGAGCUUCCUGGGGUAAGUUUUCCAACGUGAUCCUCUUUUCGCAAAUCUCUUACCCGUUAUCUGCCAGUGCCUCG
This is a messenger RNA of Parathielavia appendiculata, 766 nucleotides long. RefSeq lists its product as uncharacterized. Lineage: Eukaryota; Fungi; Ascomycota; Sordariomycetes; Sordariales; Chaetomiaceae. The transcript has a single exon. The record is from RefSeq and is a predicted model, not a curated record. Bases 310 to 708 code for a protein of 132 amino acids.